GUGUGUUGCAUAGGAUGCGAAGCGGCGUUUAAACGGAAACAACAGAAAGACAUCCACAUGACGGAGAUCCACACGACGGAAGCGAAGCUCACCUGUGAUUGGCCCGGCUGCGAUUCUGCGUUCAGUUCUCACAACAAACUGCGAAUCCACAAAAUGAAACACACGGGAGAAAAGCCCUACAAGUGUAGUCAAUGCGAGUGGAGAUUCCGGCAGAAGAACCACUUGAAGACGCAUCUGUUGAAGCAUUCGGGAGAAAAGCCCUUUUCGUGCCAACACUGCGACCGAAGGUUUGAAUUUCGCGCCAAAAGUGCUUUAAUUGACGACUGAUUGCAAAACAGGUUUCAAACGAAACAGUCGUUACGUAUUCAUUGCCACAAAAGCCACCCUUCGAUAGCGUGACGUCAUUUGUGUAUUACUUUCGAUCGUUUGUACCAAAAAUGCCAAUAAAAUGAAUACAAAAUGUCUAUAAGUUUUUCGCG
Medioppia subpectinata is the source of this 479-nucleotide messenger RNA. NCBI's taxonomy places the organism in Eukaryota, Metazoa, Arthropoda, Arachnida, Sarcoptiformes, Oppiidae. The record is from the annotation of a GenBank genome assembly.